AUGGCUGAAUCUCCUGUGUACCCGUCCAAUCUGGACAGCAUCUUCGAUGCCGCAUCUCCUCUCAAAGACCGCAUCGAUCCCAUCCGAUUGACGUCAGACAACAUCGUCCCGAUCUUCAACCUGCCCCUCACUCACAAGGUGCUGGGCCACGAUGCCUCAGAAGAGUCUCUUGCACAGGUUGCAAGCGGCGAGAUCUCAUAUACAACCUUUGUCGCCGACCAGGCCCGCGCCGCUCUCCAGUCUACCGAUGACUUGACCACGGAACAAAAACAAUCGCAACUCCUACACCUUGGACUAGCAGCCUUGUUCGGCUUCCUACAGUCUAACGUCACCGGUCCUCCCCUCGAAUUCAGCUCGCCCGAAGUUGUACUGCCCUCUGCUCUGCGAACCGAACCCACAACCCUCAAAGCCGUGCGGGCAAAGAUCAUCCGUGACCUAACCCUGGAUGGAGAAUAUGCCUACAAGCUCACACCCAACCCGGAAUUGUUUGCUGUCGCCAAGGCUCUGCUGGCCGAUGCUAGCAGCGAUGGACCGCUUGUCGCAAAGACUGCGCGUAUGCGUACCAACUUCCUUCACCAAAAGAUGCUUUCGGAGGUCACGAGUACUCUCCAGGAUGUGAUCUACAAGGAUGUUGAGAUCCUGGCCAAGGCUGAGUUGAACUCAGACGAGAGGAGUCGGUUCCUGCUGGAAAGGGCCACUAUCCACACACACCAUGGAUUCGAUGUCAAGGCACGGGAAGAUAUUGAUCAGGCGGCCAAGGUACGGAGGUUCGAGUUUGCGUUGACCGGAAAGAUGGGCAAGCGCACAAAAUUCCAAGACCGUGAUAUCAGUCAGCUGGUCGUGUUGGCUAAGAGUGCUGAUGAGACGUCACAAUCUUCGGAGCCUUCUGGGCCUAAGAACCUGAACUUGGACGACGACACCCUUCUCGAGGCUAUCUCUUUCUCUGACCAAAAGCCCGACGAACAAUCCCUGGCAAUCCAAGAUAAGGUUUCCGCAACUUUGGAUGCCAUUGAUGCCAACAACCAGCCAAUUCUCAACCCCGUUGACUCUGCUCUCCUACUCGCACUCGCAUCUGCCAUUACUAACACCUCGCCUGAGAACGGCCUCACCCGAGAGGAAACAAACCCCUAUGCCACUCGAGUUCUCGAUGGCGGCAGCUCCAACUGGCAGAUCUAUACCCAAGCACUUCUGGUCCGCAGUCGGGUAGAGGGUUACCGCUCCCGUACUGUUGAGAGAGCCGUGCUGCAGAUGCAGGCUUUGGUGGAUCAGGUCAUUGCGGAUACCGCAACUAGCGAUGACGCAGCUCAGAACGAAUCAGGCGAUCCGACGACUUUCCUGCCACGCCCUGAGCAGUCUGAGUCUGCCCCCGCCGCUGACCGACUCGAGCACAUCUGGAUCUUAAACUUCUCAACACGCUGGAGCCUCGAGGCCGAGCUUGCCAAGCGCUGGGUUGAUCUCGGUGGUCUGCGCACCGCACUCGAGAUCUACGAGAGACUACACAUGUGGGCUGAGGCCGCGCUUUGCUAUGCCGCCACCGAGCGUGAAGGUAAGGCGAAGAACCUCAUCCGCCGCCAGCUUUACCAGGCCACCGGCCCAGAUGAAAAUGACGAAAAUGAGGAAUUCAACGGACCAGAGCGCUCACCAUUACCCGUUGAUGCACCACGCCUGCUCUGUAUCAUGGGAGACAUCGACAAGGACGAAAAGAUGUACGAGCGCGCAUGGGAAGUCUCCGGGGAACGAUACGCCCGCGCCCAGCGGUCCCUGGCUCGCCAUUAUCUCACCUCCACACCACCGCAAUUGGAAAAUGCCGAGAUAGCCUAUAAGAAGAGUUUGCACAUCAACCGGCUGAACCAGGGCGCAUGGUUCGCUCUCGGUUGCGUGCAGCUCGAGCUCGAGAAAUGGCAAGAAGCAACCGAUACCUUCACCCGCACUGUUCAACUCGACGACACAGACGGUCAGGCCUGGAGUAACCUUGCCGCUGCGAUGCUGCGCAUGCCCGACACAGAGCCUGCCCCCGAGGUGAUCGACGAGUCCACCGGCGAGGUCUCGGUCGCCGAAGUUGACCCCCACAGGCGCAAGCGCGAGGCCCUAUCAGCGCUCCAGCGCGCAGCCCAACUCAAGGGCACUGAUGCCCGCAUUUGGGACAACGUCCUGACUGUCGCAGCAUCAAUCCCGCCGCCGGCAACACCAUUCCGCGAUGUGAUCACCGCGCAGAAGCGCAUUAUCGAGCUCUCUGGCACGAAGAAGGGCGAGAAGUGCAUUGACGUGGCGAUCCUGGGCAUGCUCGUUGACUUCCUGAACGUGGCAUUCGAGUACGAGGAGUUGCUUAUCCGCUCUGAUGAUCCAUCUGAAGCCCCGAUUGUUCGUACCGGUACUAUUCCCGGCCAGAUCAUCUCGCUGGUUGAUCAGAAUGUCGUCCCACUUAUCACGCACUCUUCGAUACUGUGGCAGAUUGUUGCCCGCGUUGAAGUCUUCCGUCAUCGGCCUUCUAAGGCGUUCGAGUGUCAUGAGAAGGCGUGGCGUGCUACUAUUGCUGCCAAUGCUCAGGGUGCUUUCCAGAUGGGCGAUGAGAAGCCCUGGCUUGAGGUUGUUCGGGCUACAGAGAAGCUUGUGAGAGAUGGUUAUGCUAAGUUUGGUCCUAUGGACCGUGAAGAUCAGAAGGUUGAGGGCGACCAAGAGGCUCAGCUUGUUGCGAAGGACUGGCGGUUCAAGGCUCGUAGUGCCGUGAGAGGAAUCAUGGGCAAGGGCAAGGACUUCUGGGAUGGCACGGAAGGCUGGGACCGCUUGAAGCAGUUGCAGGCUGAGGUUACCGGCAAUUAG
Molecule: messenger RNA, 2820 nt
Organism: Penicillium concentricum
Lineage: Eukaryota; Fungi; Ascomycota; Eurotiomycetes; Eurotiales; Aspergillaceae
Product: Glycoside hydrolase superfamily
Exons: 1
Coding region: 1-2820 (939 amino acids)
Molecular function (GO): protein binding
Source: RefSeq, a predicted model, not a curated record